AUGCACCCAACGUCCAGCACUAGCGGCAAAUCUGAUCUGAACUUGGCGCAAUCUUUCGGACGGUUGCCUGGCUGUAUGCUCAGUGAUAGUGAAGUAGUAGCCGAACAGGAGGCUGUUUUCUCGUUGAUGGAAUUGCUUGAGAAGGAUCCUAAAGGGCACUCCUAUUGUUUUUCAUUAUUGUUUACAGUAAAACCAUUCAUCCAGCCGAUGGACCAUUGCGUUCAUUACUCGAAAAACAUCCACCGGAUUACCUUAUACAUUGUCUUCUGAAGUACUUUGAGACAGGUUCGCAUAUUUGCAAUUAACUGUCCCUUUUGUUAGAUGCGCUCGCCGCGGUAAAGAUCAUCGGAACACUUUUGUCCAGGAUAUCGUGCCCAGAUUGCGUCCACGAUUCCAGCAUUUCCGAACUUUUGCUCUUCCUUCAGUGUCACUCUUCUGACUUAUCCAAAGUACCACAUGUCCACCUUUUUCAUAAAUAGGAUACUUCUCUUUUCUCUACCUUUGAUCUUCUAGCAAAAGUCCUCCAAGUCAGCCGUCCGCUCACACGAGACUUCACUCCGCCAAAAUCGCUCUUGCAUUAUGGACAAAUAGCCCUGAAUUGUUUACAGACUAGAAGUGAGUUUUCCCCAAUCAGCCCUUUAAUCUACCUACUUGACGUCAAAGGAGAUUUAUUUUCGUCAAGGUUUGCUGGCCUUUUUAUAAACAGGGUCACUCUUUUGGAGCCUAGGCAUUGCCCAGUACCGUUUUUUCAACUUUGUAAUGCACAACUCCGAAUUCAAUUGAGGCAUUGCUUAUCCCAGCCGAAUGUGAAACUAUCCUAUGUGUCAGAAAUGCAUUUUCUCUCCCUCUUCCACACUCAGGUCUACCGUCGGCUUUGGAGAAGUUAGCUCCAAUUCUGGAAUUUGUUGUUGCAUUGUCAAACUUCUCUGGUCAGUCGCUUAGAUGGACUCGAACUCUUUCGUGUAAUUGCUCCCCAGGGGAAACGGGGACUUCAAAACCAGACCGUAACAACAGCCCUUCGGACUCUCAGCUGCCUUUACGACUUCUGAUGGUUACUGCAACGAUAGAGCUUCGUUUGCGCCUGUCUACAGCCAUGAACACAACCGAGGUAGACUGUUAG
This is a messenger RNA of Spirometra erinaceieuropaei, 1120 nucleotides long. The record is from the annotation of a GenBank genome assembly. Lineage: Eukaryota; Metazoa; Platyhelminthes; Cestoda; Diphyllobothriidea; Diphyllobothriidae.